UAGUAAGGGGGGUGGGGGUAUAGCUCAGUGGUAGCAUAUGAGGCUCUGGGUUUAAUCCCUAAGACCCACCCUACCCAAAUUGGUAAGAAUAUUGUAUCUUAGGGCUGGGGAUAUGCUCAGGAUAUAGCUCAGUGAUAAAGAUGUGUGUCUAAGCAUUUGUGAGGCCCUGGGUUUAAUCUCUAGUACCAUAAGAAUAUUGCAUCCAAAAUUCUAGAAAUCAUUUUAGUACAUUUUCUUGAUCUUACUACGGUGAAGGCCAACAGACCAUAGACUAGUAGGUAGCGUGGAUUUUAAAAUAGACAUAUGAGUUCAGCUUUGUCCUAACCAUGUUUCUUGCUAGCUAGUCAGUCAGGUCUAAAUAGGAGGCAUGAAAGUGGGUUUUUACAUCCUAGAAGCUCCCAGAUUGAAGCCUCUCAUUUGGAUUUCAUAAGGGUGCUUGGUUAGAGUUUAGAGGAGGUUAUAACCUUUGAAGGAAAUGUUGACGCCCUAGAAAAUUAUUUCAACUUAAUAAGCUCGUUGUGAUCUUAGUUAUUUUAUGUUCAAAUAAAGUGGAAAAACAUUUCUGAUUUGUGCUGAUAAUAUAAAUGGCAAAAAUAUGAAAUGCAACUUUAAGUGAUACUUAGCCCAAAAGAAAAGAUGUUAGAAUUACUAUAACGUUUCAGAUCAAAAUAACCUUAAUGAAAUUCCUGCAUAUAUCCCAAGUGGUGGCAACCAUUGUUGCAUAUUUUUUUUUCAACUGCUUAGAAACCUUUUGUUUGGUUGCUGGCUAGUUGCCAUGGUCACAUUGUGUCUGAGAUUAGAGUAGUGACCUCUGCUAUCAGUGUAACUCAAGACACCCAGGCUUAGAGCUUGACUAUCUGGGGAAUCUUAUUGUGUGCUGGAGCCACAGUCAACAUGAAUCAGAGGGUUCUGAAGAAACUGGUGGAACCCAUCAGUAAAACUGUCAAGAGCUUCAAAAGAAGUGAAGUAGAAUGUCUCAUAAGACUCUUUUACAGCGUGGUGGGAAGAACUGGUGGGAAAUCUGGAAAUACUGGGCUAGAUCGUAACAAAUUUCGAGGGAUCCUGAACAACAUAUUUGGAAUGACUGAUGAUACAUUGAUGGAUAGGGUCUUUUCUGCAUUUGACAAAGACAAUGAUAACUCCAUAAAUGUGAAAGAAUGGGUAAAAGGAUUGUCAGUGUUUCUUCGAGGGACAUUUGAAGAAAAGUUGAAAUUCUGUUUUGAAGUUUAUUAUUUGAAUGGAGAUGGUUACAUUUCUCGAGAGGAAAUAUUCAACAUGUUGAAGAACAGUCUGUAUCAACAAUCGUCUGAAGAAGAGAAUGAUGAAGGAGUAAAAGAAUUGGUAGAGAUAGCACUGAAGAAAAUGACUUUGAAAAAGCAGUGAGAGAAGACAGACUUCUGUUGGAGGUGUUUGGACCAUGUUUGCCAACAGCACAG
Molecule: messenger RNA, 1436 nt
Organism: Marmota monax (woodchuck)
Lineage: Eukaryota; Metazoa; Chordata; Mammalia; Rodentia; Sciuridae
Product: calaxin-like
Exons: 5
Coding region: 895-1383 (162 amino acids)
Molecular function (GO): calcium ion binding
Source: RefSeq, a predicted model, not a curated record